AUGCCUCUUUUCGUUGAAUUCGCCGAGCCCCUUCGACGGCCCACCGCGGAGCGGGUCGGCUUCCACACCAGCAAUCUCGAGAUGGAGCUGUUUCAUGACCUCGGCCACUCAACGUCUCUCUCCGGUUGCAAUGGAGGGGAGAUCAGAAACUCUCUUGCUCCACCCAAACAAAACAGUCGGCGAACACACGCAAAGAUGAAAUUGCGAGCAGUUUUCGAGAGCGCCGUCUUGCCAAUUUCCAUGCGUCCGCAGAGCCGCACCGCGUCACCGCGACCCGCACCCACGCCGCCACCGCCACGGCGUCGCCGUCCCGCCGCGGUGGAACACCGGGUCGGCAUUACCAGGCAAGGCAGUUACGAAACACGUGCGCGCUUCUGCCCUAGCGGGUGGGCAGGAUGCCACCCCCAAACCGCCCUAAUGCUGUUGUAA
Molecule: messenger RNA, 429 nt
Organism: Thermothielavioides terrestris NRRL 8126
Lineage: Eukaryota; Fungi; Ascomycota; Sordariomycetes; Sordariales; Chaetomiaceae
Exons: 1
Coding region: 1-429 (142 amino acids)
Source: RefSeq, a predicted model, not a curated record